GUGUUCUUCUCCAUGAACAAAGUCUGUGAAGUCUGAACGACGAUUCUCUGACUCGCAGACCAUGGUUGAUCUUCUUCUUCAUUAGGAAAACAGAAGGGAAAAUGGUGAGAUUGGUGAUAUGGUGGGUUCUAAUUUUCUCUGUCAAUCUCUUCAACCUUAAUGUCUUAGCCGAUCAGAUCUUCGCAGCUCAAACAGGUGGCACCUUUGGUCGCAGCUCUCGAGAACCAAAAUACAAAAUUAAAUUCCAUCCAGAAGACUCACCCUUCCAUCCUUAUGAUGACCAGGAGUCUGUGCUUAUGCCGAACAAGAAUGGAGAGAAGUUUCUAUGUUACUUGCCUAAAGUGGAGAAAUCCAAGAUUGGAAAGGCAGUCUCUCAACUCAAUACAAGCGGCUUGAUUUUGGAAACUGAGAAACGCAUUAAAUUGAAGACACCGGAUGAGCUUCUUGAAGUACUUAAAGAAACAUGUUUUAUCAGACAAGAAGGAUGGUGGUCCUAUGAAUUUUGUUAUCAUAAGAAGUUGCGCCAAAUUCAUUGGGAGGAUGAUAAGUUGGUUCAAGAGUUUAUCUUGGGUAUAUAUGAUGCCGAGGCUACAGCGGCUUACAAUCAGAAUCUGUCUGGCAUUUCAACCAUGAAAGAUCCCCGCUCAAAAGAUGCAUCACAACGGUAUCAUGCUCACCAAUAUACAAAUGGAACCACCUGUGAUCUCACAAAUCAGCCUCGCGAAACAGAGGUGAGAUUUGUUUGCUCGGAGGCCAGAGCUAUGAUUAGUUCUUUUACCGAGUUAUCCACAUGCAAAUAUGCACUGACAGUACAGGGCCCAAUGCUCUGCAAGCACCCAUUGUUCCAAGAAGAAAGACCAGUGUGGCAUACCAUUAACUGUAACGUGCUCCCAAAAGAUCACAAGGGACCAGAAGUGGAGGAAGACAGUGUCCAAGAUGAGAAGAUCACCAUGGUCCCAGAUGUUGAAUUUCCAUCCGGUUUCCAUUCAGAAGAAUAUGCAACAUAGAUAUAUUCAUGAAAUUAAGCCAUCUAGCUGUAAAGAAAAGCUUUUCAAUGUGUGCUAAACAUGCCUUCAAAACGCAUUUUGUAUGGUACAUUUUUUCUUCACUAGUCGAUAGCAAAUUUUGCGAGUGGAACUCAGAAUCAGUAGUGUUAUUUUCUGAUAUUCUAGGAAUUUGUUUUUCUUUGUAAUUUUUAAAGAUCGUUGCCAAUAGUAAAGAUUAGAUUAAUAAUGCUUCUGUACAGGAAUAGAACAUAUUAUGGAUAUUGUUUCCUUCAUUUCCUAAUUCACUGUAAGUUCAACACCCGCAAUAUGGAAAUGCC
Molecule: messenger RNA, 1324 nt
Organism: Ilex paraguariensis (yerba mate)
Lineage: Eukaryota; Viridiplantae; Streptophyta; Magnoliopsida; Aquifoliales; Aquifoliaceae
Source: the annotation of a GenBank genome assembly